Molecule: messenger RNA, 2919 nt
Organism: Nanorana parkeri
Lineage: Eukaryota; Metazoa; Chordata; Amphibia; Anura; Dicroglossidae
Gene: HELB
Product: DNA helicase B
Exons: 13
Source: RefSeq, a predicted model, not a curated record
AUGAGCAAUGUGCGGUUGGGAAAUCGGAGUGGAAGAGAAAGCUGGAUUAAGCUUGAGGGACGCUUAUUGCCAGUGAAGGAAGAAGAUGGGGAUAGUGACAGGGACGAGGAUGUGGACCCAUCUGAGGGCGCAGAUCCGGAGUUCCUGGAUGCAGAAGAGAUUGAAGGGGGAGCGUUACAGAUUCCGUCUUUCUCAACACAGAACACCAAAGUGAAAAUUUUCACCGAAGACUCCAAAGAAUAUAUUGUCACUGGCUUCUUUCCACUGGUUGAACCCUGGUGGUCUGUAGCUGUGCAUGUGAAACAAUCAGGUUCUCAGUAUUUUGUCAAAGGAUACCCAUCCUAUAAACUGAAAGAUGACAUCCUUGGAGAGGAAUCCAUAUUGUCGCUGUUUCUUAAGGAAUGUAACGUACAUACAGAUUUUAUAUCGGAAUUUGUGAAAUGGGUGAGGGAUAAACCUGUGACUUUCAGCCGACUGGUCAAGCUGGCAGAAGACUUUAAGAAAAAGCAUGGUUGGUGGAUCAUCCUAACUUUCCAUUUUAUAUUUUAUUCAGAGCAAGGUAGCUUUGCAUUGAAAGCGCUGGACCUUCCACUGGUGCUGAAAUAUGUACCCAAACUUUUACCACACAAAAUGAGAGGCUUGCUAAAGUUACAUGGUAAAGAUAGUUUGCCGACCAUUGAUGCACCACCUGAUCACUUGCUGAACAUCUACACACCACUAGAUCUACUACUUAAACUUGAAAGCCUACUGGAUACUGAGCCUUGGAAGCUUGGCUUUGGUUCGUUGCUUUAUAAGGAGCUCCAACUCUGUGGCUUUGAGGCAACAUUGGACAACUUCCAACAGUGUGAUGACCUCCUGAAAAAGAUUCCCGACUUGCAGCUAAAUGCAUUACAUAUAUACAACGAACUGAAAAAGAAAUGCAUGAAUCUGGGUGACACUUACGUAAAACAAUCUGCCCUUACCAAAUCGGUCUGUAAAAUCAUGUCAGAUGUGGCUGCCUGGGAAGCGAUCAGGUUUCUCAAAGAUCAGGAAAUUGUGAUGAUUGAGCAGGAUCGAGUUUUUCUGUACAAUUAUUACCUUUAUGAGGUAAAUACUGCACGUUUUAUUAGAAAGUUGGCAAUGAAAAAGCCCCAAGAUUCAGCGGUGGAAGUAACUGAUAGACUUGGUGAGCAUACUUCACAAAAAGAACAGGUGUUCUGUUCAAGUAUGGCCAGACGGACGCUAGUACAUGAAUUUACUGAUGAGCAGAUUAAGAAUUUACAGAUAAAUGACUGCACCACACCAGAGAACUGUACAACAAAGCUGGAUGCUGAGCAGCAAGCAGCGGCUAGUAUGAUUCUGGCCAACCCAGUGACCAUUAUAAGUGGAAAAGGUGGAUGUGGAAAGACCACAGUAGUAAGUCUUGUGUUCAAAGCUGUUAUGCAGCAAGAAAAGGAUGAAGUUGAAGAGGCCUGCAAAGCCUUCGAAGAUGACUUGGAUGCAUCAGAAGAAUGGGUUUUUAAUGCCACGACCUCAAGCUGUGUACACAGUGACACCAUUCGUAUUUUGCUGACUGCACCCACAGGAAAGGCAGCUUCUCUCCUGAAGAAGAAAACUGAACUUCCAGCUGCUACUCUACAUCAGAUUACAUGCAGCUAUUCAGCGUGGAAAAAACAGAAGCAGAAAAAAGAAGAGAGUGGUGAAAAGCAUACAUUUCCAUGGAAAUUCUCCAAAGUAGAAGCACUGGUGGUUGAUGAGGGCAGUCUGGUGUCUGUUCGAAUAUUCAGCGCUGUUUUGAAAUUGCUCUGUACACAUGGAAGGCUGGCAAAGUUGGUGAUUCUUGGUGACAUUCGUCAGUUGCCCAGUAUAGAGCCAGGGAACUUAUUGGCCGAUAUAUUUGCUACCUUCAAAGGGAUAAACUGGGCCAUUGAACUUAAGACCAAUCACAGGGCGGAAUCACAGCUCAUUGUGGAUAAUGCAACAAGUAUCUCUAACCAGCAAGGUAUAAACUUUGAUGCUAUGCUACAUUUUGAUGGGAAUGUGCACCCUGCAAUGCCCAGUGAGGAGAAGAAAUGCAUUCUGAUUUCUUUGGCUGAUGAAACUGAUUUAUCUACUGCUAUACAAGCAUUGCUUAAGUCUGGCCCAGGACUAGCGGAUCAUAAACACUCUCAGUUCAUUGCAUUUAGAAGGAAGGAUUGUUUACUGAUAAAUGAACUGUGCUGCAGACACUACUCGAACCAUACAAUGAAGAAUUCCAGGAAAAGAUAUGAUUUCAGAUGUGAUGACAAAGUCUGCUGCACUAAAAACGCCUAUGUCAGAGAUCUUCAGACCACAUUCCGGUAUGUUGUUUGUGUCUGAACUUGGCUACUGACCAAUUCUACUGCCUGGUGUAUUAUUUGCUAUUGCUGCUUGCUAAGUAAUAGGACUGAACCCAUGAGACCAAGCCAGGAGAAGUCUACAGAUGAUGAGCGGAUCUGUAAUGGGGAAAUAUUUUAUAUAACUGAUGAUGUAGAGAAAGAUAAAAUCCGCGAACUAACCUUAUUUGAUGGAGAAGAGAGAACGUACACACUGAAUUAUAAAGCCCUUCGAAUUCGCAGUGGUUUGAAUUAUGCAUGGGCCAGGACCAUUCACACAUUUCAGGGCUCUGAAGAAGACACAGUUGUGUAUGUUCUAGGCGCUGCUGGCAGACAGACCUGGAAGCAUGUAUACACUGCUGUAACACGGGGCCGCAAGCGUGUCUAUAUAAUUGCAGUGAGUAUUCAGCUUGAUCAAGCAAUUGCUAACAGGUCUCGUGAAAGAAAAACUAGACUGCAGCAGCGUCUGAAGGAUGAGUUGUCUCAAAGUGGCACCUUGCCACAGUCCAGUACUUCUGCUUCCACCAACCAAGAUGAGUUUGCUGUGGCUUCACAGGAGCACACCCCACUUAAAUCAUCUCCGCAC